Messenger RNA from Camponotus floridanus (Florida carpenter ant), 3161 nucleotides. RefSeq names its product FMRFamide receptor (gene FMRFaR). Gene Ontology annotation, cellular component: membrane. The transcript is spliced from 6 exons. The record is from RefSeq and is a predicted model, not a curated record. Bases 1040 to 2392 code for a protein of 450 amino acids. NCBI's taxonomy places the organism in Eukaryota, Metazoa, Arthropoda, Insecta, Hymenoptera, Formicidae. Gene Ontology annotation, molecular function: G protein-coupled receptor activity. Gene Ontology annotation, biological process: G protein-coupled receptor signaling pathway.
AUAAAAAUAUAGAAUAAAAAAUCUGUGAAUUGGAUUAAGUGAUAUGAAUCAGUGAUUGGCGUGCUACGUGCAUUUCUAUGAAAUCCUGUUUGAAGAAAACAAAGUGAUUCAUCGAUGAACAAGACAAUAUCUUGAAACGUGGAAUUCUCUCGAGAGGUUUUUCAAAUCUUCACAAAUAGUGCAUCGAUAAAAGCAAAUUCACCGAUAAUUCUCUCUUGCCGUCGACGCACUGAAUUAUGAUUCAUCCCGACGUCGCGGAAGUGACGCGAAAUAUCCCUCUCGCGUGUUUAUGCAAAUCGUAGUGAUAAAAGCAACGCGAUGACAAAAAUCAGGUGCAACGAGACCAACGAGAAGACUAACGACAGGUGAUUAAACAGGUGAAUCCCGGGCCGAGAUUUCGCGAGGGAUCGCAGUCGCGUUUGCACGGAUGACAUUCGUUUAUUAAUAGUUCCACAAAUAAAAUUUCGCGACGACUCUACGCGAAUAGCACAGUAAUUUUGCGAACGGAUAAUAUGCAACGCUAUCACGAGCGAAAGUUCGGAGCGAUCGAAUGCGAAAUUCGCAAAAAUUUCAGUCUGCAGAUCACCAUCAGCGAAACUAUCGCGAUACAGGAUUCGGAUGGCAAAGCGGCUCGCGGUCCGUCGUAAAACAGCGAUACACCGAAAAAGCAUCUACGCUGAACUUUCUACGCGAAGACGAUAAAGCUGAUUCCGAUUCUCUCUACAAAACGCGAUAGAAGAUAAUUUACAAAGAGAAAUACAGAUCGAGGGAUCGACGUUAUGAUACCCGGAUUCCUUGGGGGAUCUUCUGGCUUUGAAAGACAACACAAGAGGCGAGUCAUCGAGUCGAUAUUUGACAACAAAGCUGUUAAAUUUGAGGAGCACGGAGAUAGGACCAAAAUUAAAACAAACUAGAGAAAAAAAUAAAGAGAGACGAAUGAAGACGCUUGCAAGAGUGAAAAUGGUAACGUAAAGGAUCAUCGGAAUCGAAGGGCAGUGCAAAACUGGGACGAAGUGAUAGAGGAUCGCGACACUGAACGAUGAAAAUGAACUCGACGACGACAAUCGCUUUCGAUUAUUACGAUGUUGACAAGUUCGCGCGGAACUUCAGCAACGACAGCAGCGGUGGGCCGUUGGAGUGCAAUCAGGAGAUUAAUACCAAUAGCCUCUCUAACUUCAUCGUUUACGGUAUAUUCAUCAAUCUGAUCGGUCUCUUCGGAAUCUUCGGCAAUGCAAUCUCAAUGAUUAUCCUGUCGCGGCCGCAAAUGAAGUCAUCCAUCAAUUAUCUACUGAUUGGACUGGCCAGGUGCGAUACGAUGCUGAUUAUCAUCGCGGUAUUGAUUUAUGGAUUGCCGGCGAUUAGCACGUACACUGGCCUACUAUUCGAUUAUAAAUUUAUUAUCUAUCCGAAGAUCAUCAGGUACCUGUAUCCGUUGGCUUGCAUAGCGCAAUUUGUGACGGUGUACUUGACGUUAACAGUGACUUUAGAAAGAUACAUCGCGGUCUGUCAUCCGCUGAAAGCCAGAUCCUUCUGCACUUAUGGACGGGCACAAGUGGCAGUGGUGGUCAUACUAAUCUUCGCCUUUAUUUACAAUCUACCCAAAUUCUGGGAAAUCACAGUGUACGACGAGAGGCAUUGGAAGUACAACAUCACGGUGUACUGCGUCUUCCCGACCGACCUAAGAAGCAAUGAGUAUUAUGUCACCUUGUACAUCCAUUGGAUGUAUUUCUUCAUCUACUACAUGUUUCCAUUUAUCGCGCUAGUGAUUUUUAACAUGGCCAUUUAUCAACGGGUCAGGAAAGCGAACAGAGACUUGCAACAACUAUCGCGUCAUCAACGUCGCGAAAUCGGCCUAGCGACGAUGCUCCUGUGCGUGGUGGUGGUGUUUCUGAUCUGCAACAUUUUACCCCUAGUUUCGAACGCGCACGAAACGUUCAUCGCGGAACCGCCGCCGUGGAUGGUGCAGUUUGGCAACUUGCUGGUGACCAUUAACAGCAGCAUCAACUUCAUCAUCUACGUGAUCUUCGGUCGGAAAUUCAAGAGGAUAUUCCUUAAACUCUUCUGCUCGUCUAGGCUGUUCGUACCUGGACGGGAUAGUCCGGAAUUUCAGACGUACGACGAAUCGAUUAUCACCAAUACGACAAACCUCGAGCUGAGAAACUCGGUCAGGCACGGUCAUCUCAAUCGCGCCAACACCAUUAGCUGGAACAACAACAUUCACGUAUCCAACGGCAGCACCAGACAGAGCCUGAAAAGUGGUAGACCGGCUAGUCCCGGUUCCUGCGUCUAUUAUCCGGCCAGGACACCAGCGAGGAGUCCCAGUCAAAUGUCGAGGGCGUCGGACGGUCGAAACAGUUGGAAUAGAAGGGAGAAUGGCGAUUCCACACUGUAGUAGACAUUAUUCCUCGCGUUUAUCUAUAAUUAAAUAUUUUAAUCAAAUUUUACAAACUUCCACUGGUCAGAAAUAGUAGGAAAGAAAAACAAAUGAUUCUAAUGAAUGACAAAUACAGAUCACAUUAAAAUUGGAGAGACAUAAAGAUGACUUUUCAUUAACUUUUAUAUUUGUUAUCUUGCUAAAAUGGAAUUUAGUUCAAUGUUUUAACUUAUUGAGGAUUAAUCAAAAUUAAUGAAACAAAAAAAUUAUAGUACAUCGCAUUUUUCGAUUUAUGAUUUGAUUAAUAAUUCAAUUAAAAUUCCUAUUAAAAUGUCAAAAAGGAUCACAGCGAUGUACGAAAUAAUCAGUUUGCCACUCUGUGCUAUUUAUUGUAUUAUACAGAGUAGGCUAUUUUAAUCUACGCACUGAAAUAUCUCAAAAUCCAUAAGUUUAAGACAAAAAUGUUUCAGACAAAAGUUGUAUGAUUUCGAGGGGGGGUACCAUAAGAGGGUACCAUUAGUUUAACCUUGAAGAAUCAGUUGAGAAUACCAUUAGUUUAACCUUGAAGAAUCAGUUGAAAGUCACGUGAGAAUCAUCUCCAACUUUUUACAUAAAACUGCCUACUUUUUCUUACAUAUUCUUGUAGCUUAUCUCGAAAGCUUUCUAAAACACUAUAAUUAAAUUAGUUUUCAUUAAGUACCUUACGAGUUCAUUAAGUACCUUACGAGUUAAUUUGCAAUUAACGAUUACAUAUUUUUUCUUAAAAACAACUGUGUUUUCUUUACAC